Messenger RNA from Ochlerotatus camptorhynchus, 2477 nucleotides. It is a transcript of the gene Orai, whose product is annotated as orai. Gene Ontology annotation, cellular component: membrane. NCBI's taxonomy places the organism in Eukaryota, Metazoa, Arthropoda, Insecta, Diptera, Culicidae. The coding region runs from base 764 to 1903 and encodes 379 amino acids. The record is from RefSeq and is a predicted model, not a curated record. The transcript is spliced from 4 exons. Gene Ontology annotation, biological process: store-operated calcium entry. Gene Ontology annotation, molecular function: store-operated calcium channel activity.
UUUGACCGAACAAGAAGGCACGCGCGAGACUCGAUUUUGUGUUUUUUGCUUUGUGAAAGAAUAUCGAAUAUCGUUGUGAUCAGCUUUUUUUCUCUCACUUCGCGAUCAGUGAAACACGGGAAUCCCUUUGCAAUGGUGAUUACAAUCGCAUUAGGAGGGGAUGAUUCAGGGAAUUAGACGCCUGAGAAGAAACGACUGUUCAACGGCUAGUGAUUGAUUUGUAGCAUUUCCAUGAAUUAGAAUAGGCAGGCUUCGUGUUCUGAAGUGCAUCCGCUCUAGGAGACACAACCAAGUGGAACGCGCGCGCCCUUAGCUCAAGUACAGUCAGUCAGUGGAUGUUCGAGGACAACAUGUAAGAUAUAGCACGUGCAUGCAGUUCGAUCGACAUGAAAAUUCUAACGUGCAUCGUAUGUAGUGUCUUGUGGAAGUGUGCUUAUCUCAGCAAGGGCAACAAGCAACAACAUCAACAAGCCAAUUGAGCGUGUGUUUGUGUGUGUGUUUCUCUUCUCACUCUGCGGUCUCUAAACAAAGAAAGUGCUCCUCUUGGCGUGUGAAUUUUGCUGCCAAAUUGCGACUAAAGAGCCAAGUGUAUUGUUGGUGUACAAAGUGAUAUGAGUGUUGCAACACCGCUGGUUCCUCUCAACAACCGUGAAGUCAGCAAUUUUAUAAAAUUAAUCUCAGCCCAGCGCCGCCACCUCCCCCGCAAGCCAGAGCAGCAGGGAAAGUGGCUACGACCAACUACCGAAGCUCGGUCAACAAGAAGAUGUUGGACACUGGCAGGAAAAAGAGGAAUGGUGCCAUGUCCGUCUGGAGCACUAGCACGGCCGGAAUCGAUACAGUGCUCGCAACCACCCUAGGAGCAGCCAUCAAUCCGAAAACCUUCAGUACAAAUCACCUGCCCAGUGCCGGCCUUGUGGUGACUCAGAUUCCGAACGGAAACGGAGCUUCGACAACCCCGGGUGCCCAACAGCAGCAACAACAGCAUCAUCAUCAUCAGCUAAAUUUCGUCAGCGCUGCCAGUAACAACAGUCCCAGCGGGAACGGGUUCACUCACGUCCAUCUGCUGACGACACCGACGGGGAAUCUGACCGGCAACGGUGGCGGCGGACCGUUCAGCACUAACAGUACCAGCAGCAACAGCAAUCACAGUCAUUCCCCACCCAGUCACGGAUCGUUUCCGCACAACAAUUCCGCGGGCUGGAACCGAACCAGUAUUUGCAGCACUCACAACAAGAGACGAUCGCACAUCAGUACAAUGUCCCAGUCCGGCGACGAAUAUAAUUCCCCCAACUACCUAUCCUGGCGGAAGCUGCAGCUCAGCCGAGCCAAGCUGAAGGCAUCCAGUAAAACAUCUGCGCUGCUAUCCGGCUUUGCCAUGGUCGCCAUGGUUGAAGUCCAGCUGGACGAACAUACCACCGUCCCGCCCAGUAUGCUGAUAGCAUUCGCCAUCUGCACCACGCUGCUGGUGGCGGUUCACAUGCUUGCCCUCAUGAUCAGCACCUGCAUCCUGCCGAACAUCGAAACCGUGUGCAAUCUGCACAGCAUCUCCCUGGUCAACGAGUCGCCCCACGAGCGGCUCCACUGGUACAUCGAGACGGCGUGGGCCUUCUCGACCCUGCUCGGGUUGAUUCUGUUCCUGUUCGAGAUUGCCAUCCUGUGCUGGGUCAAGUUCUACGACCUCAACACGACGGCCGCCUGGUCCGCGUGCAUCGUCCUCAUCCCAGUGCUCGUCAUAUUCGUAGCCUUUGCGCUGCACUUUUACCGAUCGUUGAUGACGCACAAGUACGAGGUGACCGUUUCCGGCAUCCGGGAGCUGGAGAUGCUCAAAGAGCAAAUCGAACAGGACCACUUGGACCACCAUCACCACCACGGGCCACCUUAUCAAUCCGUUCAGAUCGUUUGAUUUUUGAAAGGCAAUUUGUUUCAAAAUAUAUUCAUCCACCUCCACGGCGGCAACAUGCGCGUGAAUCUGUGAUUGUGAUUUCUAUUUAGUUUUUCGUUGAAUCUUUAUUAAAGUCGAUCUUUAUCUUUAUUUUUUUACUCUCGUUAACGUAAUAGUUUUAAGCACCGGAUAAAGUAACCUCAUUUCCUGUUUUUCCUUCUGCAUGAUAAACCAACAGAAGAUGAACCCUUCCACCCUAGCCACUACUAAUAUUGUGAUUAUGCGCUUAUUCGAAGUGAACGAAAGACAUAUUAUACCCCCCAUAGUUAGACUACGAAUGAUCCACUAUUUUUAUGUGUUUUUUUUUCGUUCAAACUAGUAAGCUAAUGGAACGAAUGUUACGUUAAGUAAGUUUCUUCCCUUGUAGAAGUUGCAAGUAAAAUGCGGUGUCCUGUUUUCAAUUGUAUUAGACACAGGACGCAACCAUGAUGGAGCAAAGUUGAAAUGAGUUACGUUGGUUGUAAAAUAAUUUUCAUCAAAAAUAAAUCCACUAAUUUAAAAACUAUAAAACAAUAAAAAAUAUUUUAUACAAAAA